This is a messenger RNA of Prunus avium (sweet cherry), 1392 nucleotides long. Lineage: Eukaryota; Viridiplantae; Streptophyta; Magnoliopsida; Rosales; Rosaceae. The record is from RefSeq and is a predicted model, not a curated record.
AUGGAUUCCAAUCAUCAAAAGCUUCACAUAGCAAUGUUUCCAUGGCUAGCCUUUGGCCAUAUGAUCCCAUACCUAGAGCUCGCCAAGCUCAUUGCCCAAAAAGGCCACCAAAUCUCCUUCAUAUCCACUCCAAGAAACAUCAAACGUCUCCCACAGCUCCCUCCAAAUCUCUCAUCUCUAAUCACCUUCGUCAAGCUCCCGUUUCCUCGCGUAGAAGACGACCUCCCCGAAGCCGCGGAGGCCACCAUAGACAUACCACAAAACAAAGUCAUGAAGCUUAAGAAAGCCUACGAUGCUCUCCAGCAGCCCCUUACUCAUUUUCUACAAUCUUCCAACCCAGAUUGGUUACUCUUCGACUUUGUACCUUACUGGGCCCCAACUAUUGCCCAUAACCUUGGCAUACCAUGUGCCUUCUUUAGUAUAUUCAUCGGAGCAUGCUUAGCUUUUGCUGGACCCACUUCCCUAGAAAAAUAUCCGGAUGAUCGUAAAAAUCCCGAGGAUUACACGGUCUCGCCUAAGUGGAUCCCCUUCCCGUCCAACGUUGCGUUUCAUUUGUUCGAGGUUCGCCGCAUUUAUGACCAAAGCAUGGUUGGCGAUGAAACCAAUGUUUCAGAUGUUUAUCGGUUCAUGGAGGGGAUGAAGAGCUGUGAUGUAAUUGCAAUAAGAAGUUGCAUAGAGUUUGAACCUGAAUGGCUGUGUUUAUUACAAGAUAUCCAUCGGAAAACGGUUUUGCCAGUUGGUCAACUCCCAACUACGAAUAAUGACGAGAAUGAUCAAUGGGGGUCAAUAAGCAAGUGGUUGGACAUGCAACUGAAAGGUUCGGUCGUGUACGUGGCUUUUGGAAGCGAGGCCAUGCCGAGCCAAGAGGAAAUUACUACAAUAGCCUGGGGGUUAGAGCAGUCUGAGCUGCCAUUUAUUUGGGUGCUGAGAACUAAUCUAGUUAAGUUGCCCGAGGGUUUUGAAGAGAGAAUAGGAGGGCGGGGAGUGGUUUGCAGAAGUUGGGCUCCACAGUUGAAGAUUUUAGGUCAUGACUCGGUUGGGGUGUUUCUGAGUCACUCAGGCUGGAGCUCGGUGGUGGAGGCGUUGACUUUUGGGAGACCUCUUGUGUUGUUGACCAUGUCCAAUGACCAAGGGUUGAAUGCAAGGCUUUUGGAGGAGAGGAAGAUUGGGUAUUCGAUUCCGAGGGAUGAGAAAGAUGGGUCGUUUACCAGCGAUUGGGUGGCUGAGUCGCUAAAGCUGCUGGUGAUAGAGAUGGAUGAGGGGAAGAUUUAUAGAGACAAGGCUAAGGAGUUGAAGCCGUUGUUUGGAGAUAGAAAGAAGCAAGACACGUACGUGCAUAAUUUUUUGGAGUAUCUUAAAGCUCAUGGACGAAGUGCUUCCAAGAAGGUCUAG